Molecule: messenger RNA, 2224 nt
Organism: Populus trichocarpa (black cottonwood)
Lineage: Eukaryota; Viridiplantae; Streptophyta; Magnoliopsida; Malpighiales; Salicaceae
Exons: 2
Coding region: 94-1914 (606 amino acids)
Biological process (GO): meristem development; meristem maintenance
Source: RefSeq, a predicted model, not a curated record
UCUCUCCUCUCCUUUCGUCUUCACCGCAGCAAAUGUCAAAAACCCUCUCUUAUUAGAACCCAACUCAAAAAAAUUUCGAAUCAAGUACUAAAAAUGGCUGAACCAUCUUCAAGUAACACAAUCUUGGAAGAAAGGAAAGAUGUCAUGGUUUCACCUUUUGGUGAUACUAAACCAACUUUAAGAACAGCCUAUUUCUUGAAACCUACCGCAACCUCCAUGGAGGAACCUGACCUUCCUUCAGACUCUAUCUCUCCACUACCACCACAAACAUCGCAACGCAAUAACUUUCCACUGAAGGUCUCAUCCAUAACUUGGACACGCCCCCAAGAAAAUUGGAUCACAUGGGUAUCUCGCAUGCAAUCUAAGCACCAAGCUGCUUGGAAGAAAUCCGCUACUAUUACUUUAGAGGAUGUGAUUGUUUUAGGGGGUUACUCUGUUUUGGGAUCCCCUGUUUCAUGCUCUGUUGAAAACAGAGAAUGGAAGGUAAUUGAAGAGAAGUUGAUGGAUGCUAGAAAGGAAGUGAUAAGAAGUAGAGCCAGGAAAGCAUGCCAGGGUUCAUGGAUGAAGAUGUUCAAUAACGGUGGGAGUGAAAUCGAACAUGAAGCAUUUCUUGCUUUGUGGUUAUCAAGAUUAGUGUUUCAAAAUUCAUCUCACGUAAUUAGGAAAGAGGUUUUCCCUAUAGCAAUCCGCCUAGCAAGAGGGAUUCCAAUAGCUCUUGCACCAGCAGUUCUCGCUAGUAUUUACAGGGAUUUGAGUCAACUGAAAAGGGCAAUAGUUGCGGGUAAUAUUGAAUCUAGACUUGAACUUUUCUCGCCGUUUCAGCUGGUGCAACUUUGGGCCUGGGAGAGAUUUCCGAUCUUGCAGCCAAAGCCUGAUGUGCUCAACUUGGGUGAUCCAAGAUCAGCUCGAUGGGACAAAGCCAAAAUUUCCGAAGUCGAGAAUGUGAGGUUGGCUUUGGAUUCGGCCAAGGAGAGUUUUCUUUGGCGGCCAUAUGCCAAAACUUUGCAGAAUUGGAGUUUCCCCAAGUUUUAUAGAGAAAACGAAGAGCUGGUGAUGGCUGAUUCAGGAUUCGAUAGGCAUGUGGAGUCAUUUAUUCGUUGCUUGAGGGUCUCCAAGAUUUUUGGGUUAGACUACAUGGAAAACUAUUUUCCGCAUCGAGUCGCAAUGCAAUUUGGAAUGGAUCAGGAUCUUCCUGGUCGUGUUACUCUUGAUAAGACGAGAGAAAUUGCAUGGAUGAACUAUAGCAAGCCUACUAGUGAUACAAAAUUUCAUAUCCCAUCACGGCUCUUUGAAUCAGAUGUUACCACUCGAUACUUGAAGUGGUGGAAACAAAUGGUUUUAUGCCAGAACAAGAAGGUGAGUGGUUCUGCCCAACAGCAAAGAAGUGCAAAGAGAUCAAAACCGGAUUUGCAGACUUCAAAGGGAAAGCAAACUAACAUUGAUCCUGAUGUCCCGCCGCCUGGUUUUCGUCCCAAAAGUAACAUGAACCAAUCAAGAAUUUCAGCUGAGAAAGACAGACCAGCAGCUGUGGAAAUGUUUACUGGUAACAAUCAGCAGAGUUUUGGCAAUGAUGUAAUUGCUAAUGGUGAGUUGCCUUGUCAAUGUCAAAGUAAUUUUGCUUCAAAUACACAUGAUGGAACUGACAGGAAUAUGGGACCAUCGUCACAAUCAGCACAAAAGAUAUCAGGUAGCAAGGCUACCACAGGGGCAUCAGUAAGAGCCAUGGAUCAGAUGGAAGUUGCGCAAGAGAAUAGAGCAGGCAAUAUGACUUCUUAUAGAGUAGGCAUCAAUGGCGAAGCAGGAGAAGCUAAUGCUUACAAACUUGAUAUAGCAGAGCUCGAAAACUGGAUUGGAUUGCUUGAAAGAAAGGUUGCUAAACUGAAAGCAGCAAGAAGACUUGGGGCACAGGUUUGAUUAAACCUACACAAGAAUGCUGAUCUUCUCCAACUACUUUUUCAUUUAAUUGCGUUUCUUAUUCCAUAUCACUGACGCAUUGUUAAAUUGGAUGAGAUCAAAGCAUCAACUAUUUUGACGGCUCAUGUUUUAGGCUUGCUAGAGAAGAACGUCUUUGAUAUUAGAAAUUAUAUGAAUGCUAGCUAUAGUCUAGCAUGUCACUAGGCAAUUGUAUCAAGCUAUUAGAGACCUAAUUUCACCGGAAAAGCCAUGGUAGUCUAGUCCGGUCAGUCACUACGGAUGAACUAUAUGAACGCAUGAACUUCGAUCA